Anthonomus grandis grandis is the source of this 3585-nucleotide messenger RNA. It is a transcript of the gene eIF3a, whose product is annotated as eukaryotic translation initiation factor 3 subunit A. The coding region runs from base 148 to 3417 and encodes 1089 amino acids. Lineage: Eukaryota; Metazoa; Arthropoda; Insecta; Coleoptera; Curculionidae. Gene Ontology annotation, cellular component: eukaryotic translation initiation factor 3 complex, eIF3e; multi-eIF complex; eukaryotic translation initiation factor 3 complex, eIF3m. Gene Ontology annotation, biological process: formation of cytoplasmic translation initiation complex; translation reinitiation. Gene Ontology annotation, molecular function: translation initiation factor activity; mRNA binding. The transcript has 15 exons. The record is from RefSeq and is a predicted model, not a curated record.
GAUCUCAUUCUUUUGGUCGCCAUUUUGUUGAGUUAACCACGGGAAAUUCCGCGUAAUUUUCCCACUUUUCGCCUUAAAAAACUCAAAUUUUCCUUGUCGGAAACUCGUUUAAUGUGAUUGCGGGGCCUCGAUUUACCGAAAGAAAUCAUGGCACGUUACGCGCAAAGGCCGGAAACGGCUUUGAAAAGGGCGAAUGAGUUUAUUGAGGUGGGUAAGCCCGCGAGGGCUCUGGACACCCUCCAAGAAGUCUUUAGGAAUAAAAAAUGGGCCUACAAUUGGUCCGAGUCGGUUUUGGAGCCCAUUAUGUUCAAAUAUCUGGACCUGUGCGUCGAGCUGAAAAAGUCCCAUAUUGCCAAGGAGGGGCUGUUCCAGUACAGGAAUAUGUUUCAGUCGGUGAACGUUGGCUCCCUGGAGAAUGUCAUUAGGGGCUAUUUGAGAAUGGCCGAGGAGAAAACUGAAAAUGCCAGGGAACAAUCGGCCCAAGCAGUCAUCGACAUUGAUGACCUAGACAACUUGGCCACCCCCGAAAGCAUUUUACUGAGCGCGGUAUCUGGAGAGGACGCCCAAGACAGGUCGGAUCGCACCAUUCUCACCCCCUGGGUUAAAUUCCUGUGGGAGUCUUAUUGUCAGUGCUUGGAGUUGCUUAGGACCAAUGCACACGUGGAGAAUUUGUACCACGACAUCGCCCGCAUGGCUUUCCAGUUCUGUCUGAAGUAUAACAGGAAAACCGAGUUCAGGAAGUUGUGCGACAAGUUGAGGAAACACUUGGAGGAUAUUUGCAAGUUGCCCGCCCAGGUGGCAAAUGUUUCCAUGUCCAAGCCUGAGACGCAGCAGUUGAAUCUCGAGACCAGACUGUACCAAUUAGAUUUUGCCAUUCAAAUGGAGCUGUGGCAGGAGGCCUACAAGGCCAUUGAGGACAUCAAUAACUUAAUGAACCUCUCGAAGAAGAUGCCCGUACCGAAAACCAUGUCCAACUACUAUCAGAAGUUGGCGAUGGUGUUCUGGAAGGCGGGAAACUACUUAUUUCAUGCCGCAGCCAUGUUCAAGUUGCUCCAGUUAAACAAGGAGAUGAAGAAGAACUUUACGCAGGAGGAGUUGCAAAAAAUGGCGUGCCGGGUGCUAUUGGCAACGCUGUCCAUCCCACUGCCAUCGGCUCAUCCGGAAUUCGACCGGUUCAUCGAGACCGACAAGUCCCCGUUGGAAAAAGCCCAGAGGUUGGCCAUUCUGUUGGGUCUGUCCCAACCGCCCACCAGGGCCAGUCUCCUUAAAGAUUUGGUUAGGGUAAACGUGGUGAACUUGGCAACGCCGCAACUGCAAGACCUCUAUCGUUGCCUCGAGGUGGAGUUUGACCCGUUGAAUUUGUGCCCCCGAGUGAAUCAAGUCAUCGAGCAGAUCAAAUCCGAUGAGGGUGGGGCGGCUUUGCAGCAGUACAUCCCCGCCUUACAGGACGUCACCUUGAUGAGGUUGGUGAGACAGGUGGCGCAGGUGUACCAGACCAUUCAGUUCACCCGAUUGUUGGAGUUGGCCAAGUUUACCACCCCGUUUCAUUUGGAGAGACUGUUGGUCGACUGUGUGAGACAUAACGAUAUGCAGAUCCGAAUCGACCACGGAAAACGUUGCAUCCACUUCGGUAUCGAUCUGAGCGAGAGUCAGAGGGAGGACAAGCCGGAAGGACCGACCCUCCAAGUGAUGCCCAGCGAACAAGUGAGGAAUCAGCUGGUGAACAUGUCGACGGUACUGAAUCGGGCCAUUCACGUCAUUAAUCCCAACAAAAAGAAGUUGGAAAGGGAGAAAUUGCGAUCGGUUAUGGUGCAAACGUACCACGAGAACAAGGUGAAGGAGCACCAGAAGAUCCUGCAACGGCACAAGAUUAUCGAGGACCGUAAGGAGUACAUCGAGAGGUUGAACACGGUACGGGAGGAGGAGGAACAGAAACGCCUGGAAGAGAUCCAGCGUCAACAGAUGCUGGCCGAGCAGAAACGCCUGGAAGAGGAACGUCAGGAACGGGAACGGCGUCGUCACCAGAACGAGAUCGAGCAAAUCAAGCACCGUCACCUCCAAGAGAAACUGCAGCAGAUCAGUCAGACGGGUCACGGGCAGAAAAUCCUGAAAAAAAUGGACGAGGACGACAUCAAGAAACUGGACGCGGAUCAGAUCGCCGCGAAAGAGGCGGAGGAGUUACUCAAAGAGCGACGCGAGUUACAGGCGAAAUUAAAGUCGCAAGAGAAGAAGGUCGAUUACUUCGAACGGGCGAAGAGGUUAGAGGAGAUCCCGCUGCUGCAGGAGAGCUUGAAGGAGAAACAGUUGCAGGAUCAGGCGUUCUGGGAGCAACAGGAGGCGGAACGGAUCGCGGCCGCCAUCGAGGAACGGAAGUUGGCGGUCGCCACUAGGGACAGACUCGCACGCAUGAAAGCCGACAAGGACGAAUUCCUCGCGAAACUCAAAAAAGAACGCAACACCCUCUACGAGGAAAAACUCGAGACGUUCGAGAAAGCGCUGAGGGAGGAGCGUCGCAAACGACUGACGGACCGCAAAGCGAAACGUAAGGAGGAGCGACGCGCCCACUGGCUGAAACAGAAACAGGAGGAGGAGGAGCGGAAGCGGGAGGAACGGAAACGGCGGGAGGAGGAGGAGCGGGCGGCGCGCGAGGAGAAGGAGCGUCAGGAGCGGGCGGAGCGGGAGCGCGUCGAACGCGAGGAACGGGAGAGGGAAAUGCGGGAGAAGCAGGAGAGUCUGGACCGUAUAGCGGCCAAACAGAGGGCCAAAGAGGAGGAAAUCGAACGCAAACUACGUGAACAAAACGAAAAACCGAAAGAGAGCGGAGGCCGCGGGGGCGGCACCUGGAGGAACGUCAACGACGACUCGUCGAAGGACGUCAAAAGGGGUGGCGACUCUUGGAGGGGCGGCGGCGGCGGUGCCGCAGACAAGGACAACAAAGACGAGCCGCCGCCCAAGAGCGGCGUCUACGUGCCGAGAAGUCGAAUGGGCGGCAACACCGCCGGCGAGUCCACAUGGCGCCGCCACGGCGAUACCGACGACACUAACAAGGACCGAUUCUCGCGCCCCGCCGGCGGUUUCGAGCGUAAAGACGACAGAAGUUUCGGAGGUCGUGACCGCGAUACCGGCCGCGGCACCUUCAAUAGGGAAGACAGAGACAGAAAUAAGACGGAAAGCGGGGCGUGGCGUUCGGCCGCCCGCUUUACGGAAGACGCGCCCCGUAGAGGCGGCGCGGCUCCGCCCCCGUCGCGCGAUUCCCCCGCGUCGUCCGAGUGGCGCAGCGGCAAGACGGACGCCGCGCCGGCGCGUCGCGACGAGCCGAUGAGGCGUCCGCCCCCGCCCAAGGAGAAACCUGCGCCGGAAUCGCAACCGGAACCGGAAACGGACGGCUGGACUACUAAGGAGAAGCGCAGGCGUUAGGAAUGUUCUUUGUUUUUUUUUAGGUUAUAAUGAAUGGUAUUUCCGUGAAAUAUAUAAAAUGUACGUUUUUAAGGUGUUUUUGGGAAAUAUAUUUGCUUUCUUAUGUUUAUUUUUAAUCUGACAACAUUGUAACCGCUUGUUUUAAAUAUAUGAUACGGUUUAAAUGUU